Molecule: messenger RNA, 7516 nt
Organism: Phascolarctos cinereus (koala)
Lineage: Eukaryota; Metazoa; Chordata; Mammalia; Diprotodontia; Phascolarctidae
Source: RefSeq, a predicted model, not a curated record
UAACGGCUGUGGGGAAUUCGUGGAGGGAGAGGUGGUGACAGCUCUCGGGAAGACCUACCAUCCUAACUGCUUUGCGUGUACCAUCUGCAAACGCCGUUUCCACCCGGAGACCGAGUUACCUUCAAUGGAAGGGACUGUCUUUGUCAACUCUGUGCUCAGCCAAUGUCUUCCAGCCAUCAAGAGAUCUCAAGCUCCAGCAAUUGUGCUGGCUGUGGCAGAGACAUAAAGAAUGGGCAGGCACUGCUGGCUCUGGAUAAGCAAUGGCACCUGGGGUGUUUUAAGUGCAAAUCCUGCGGGAAAGUCCUCACCGGGGAAUACAUCAGCAAGGAUGGAGCUCCUUACUGUGAAAAGGACUAUCAGGGACUCUUUGGUGUCAAAUGUGAAGCUUGUCACCAGUUCAUCACAGGGAAAGUUUUAGAGGCCGGUGAUAAACACUACCAUCCAAGCUGUGCGCGAUGCAGCAGGUGCAACCAGAUGUUCACAGAAGGAGAGGAAAUGUAUCUUCAAGGUUCCACCGUUUGGCAUCCAGACUGUAAGCAGUCCACUAAGACAGAGGAAAAACUCCGGCAGCCUCCAAAUAUGCCACGUUCCUCAUCUGAAUUCUUUUAUCCUAAAAGUCUGAUUCGCCGAACUCGACACUCUCCACAGCCAACCAGGACAUCUUCUGAAAGUAUUUAUUCCAGACCAGGGUCAAGCAUCCCUGGAUCUCCAGGUCAUACCAUCUAUGCAAAAGUUGACAAUGAGAUCCUAGAUUACAAGGAUUUAGCAGCCAUUCCCAAGGUCAAGGCAAUUUAUGAUAUUGAACGUCCAGAUCUUAUUACCUAUGAGCCAUUCUAUUCUUCAGGCUAUGAGGACAAACAGGAGAGACAGAGCCUUGGAGAGUCUCCAAGAACUCUGUCUCCCACACCAUCUGCAGAAGGAUACCAGGAUGUUCGGGAUCGAAUGAUCCAUCGAUCAACUAGUCAGGGCUCCAUUAACUCUCCUGUCUACAGCCGUCAUAGUUACACCCCAACAAUGUCACGUUCUCCACAGCAUUUCCACCGACCUGAGCUGCUCUCUCCUGGUGUGCAGCGGUUGUCACACCUGCGCACUAGCAGUCUCAGCUCCACCCACAAUGACUCCCGCCCCAACUCCCCAUUCCGACACCACCACUUCAUUCCCCAUAUCAAAGCUUCAUUCUACAUUGGCAAUGAGCCAUCCAGCGGCCGGAACUCCCCUCUCCCUUAUCGGCCAGACAGCCGCCCUCUAACUCCAACUUACGCUCAGGCCCCUAAACAUUUCCAUGUUCCAGAUCAAGGGAUCAACAUAUAUCGAAAACCACCCAUCUACAAACAACAUGAUCCAGCUGCCUUGGCAGCACAGAGCAAGUCUUCAGACGAUAUCAUCAAGUCCUCCAAGUUCCCAGCAGCCCAUGCUCCAGACCCCAACGAGAUACCAAAGAUUGAGACGGACCACUGGCCAGGUCCCCCCUCACUUGCUGCCGUAGGAACGGAUAUGAGGCGCAGAUCAAGUGGUCGUGAGGAAGAUGAGGAGGAGCUGCAGAGACGCCGACAACUUCAAGAAGAGCAGCUAUUGAAGCUCAACUCAGGUCUGGGGCAAUUGAUACUGAAGGAAGAAAUGGAAAAGGAGACCCGGGAAAGGACUUCCCUUUCAGCCAGUCGCUAUGAUUCACCACUUAACUCAUCUCCACAUGCUUCAUCUAAAACCUCCUCCCUCCCUGGUUAUGGAAGAAAUGGUCUUCACCGGCCGGUUUCUACAGAUUUUGCCCAAUACAAUAGCUAUGGUGAUGUCAGUGGUGGGGUUCGAGAUUUCCAGACCCUCCCUGAUGGCCAUGUACCUGGAAUGAGAAUGGACAGAGGAGUGUCCAUGCCUAACAUGUUGGAGCCAAAGAUUUUCCCAUAUGAAAUGCUCAUGGUGACCAACAGAGGGCGGAACAAAAUAUUAAGAGAUGUAGACAGAACCAGGCUUGAGCGCCAUCUGGCACCUGAAGUGUUUCGAGAAAUAUUUGGAAUGUCAAUACAGGAGUUUGACAAGUUACCUCUAUGGAGACGUAACGACAUGAAGAAAAAAGCAAAACUCUUCUAAGACACAUCUGCCCACCAAUUUGAAAAGUUAAUGAGGAUGCUGCAUAGGGUGUAGUAUUAUACAAUGGCCACGUUUGAUUGGAGAACUUACAAACUACUUCUCCACAGCAACAACAAAAAGGGAAAAAUCUGAUUGAGGCACCCGCGACCUAAGCAUUGGCCCACCAACAGCAACACUUGCCAAGAAGCAACGGGGUGAAACGUCACAGGUUCCAAAACUUGACAGUAGUUUUCAUGUGUGACCUUUUUACAUUAUCUUCUGUACAUGAUUUGAGCCACUUUCUUAUUUUGUUUCCCUCUAACUGUUGUCCAAAAAUAUGACAGACUGUAUUGGUCAAGCCAGGAAGUGCCCUUAAGAUGCUGAAUGGGGGGAAAAAAGUAGUUAUAAUAACUCCAAAAAAUGAUUAUCUGUAUUACAGUACUGUGGUUAAGAAGGAAAAAAAAACCUGUGUAACGUAUCCAUAUGGUAACAUUAUUCAUAUUGCACAAAUGUUUCUUAAUUGGCCUCAUUUAAAACUGCCCAUUCUGUAGUUGUAAUAGAAAUCAGAGGCAGGCACCUGAGUAAACUACUCCUUUGGGCUGCUUACCAGUGGAAUGAUUUUAAAUGUGUUCCUCAUUCUCCGCUGCACACAUUUGCUAGGAUGUGGUUGGUGAAUUUCUGUGCGUUUGUAAACAGUAUUUCUCUCUCCUCACUUUUUUUUUUUGCUUCAGAUUACUUAGCUUAAGCUUAACCUACCCAGCAAAGGCAAGUAGCAAACCUGAACCCAGCUUGCAAAAAGAGAGGAGGGAAAGCUCUCCUUAAGAUUGGCCUGGGUUACAUGCUCUUUGGGGACCCAUGCCACCAAGUUCCCCCAGAAAGCACACCACGUUAUAGAAAAUAACACUUCAUGUUGUUCGCCAAUGCAAAUGUGCUAGCCUGGCAUCUUCCAUAUAGUAUGUGACACAUGACACAUCCUAUCAAGCUGAAGGUCAUUUCAACCAUAGGCUAAGGAAGGAUGUAUUUUCUCUCUUUCAUCUUGGCAGUUGUGAAGCAGAAAGUUUUGAAUUUCCUCAAUUGAAGACGAGAAAGAGGAAGUUGCUUUCCUUUGUGCAUCAUACUGUUGACCUCAUGAUUUUAGGAUAAAAAUCACUGAACAUAAUUUUUGAAUCAUGUGUUUCAAAAAAUUUCAUUACUGCAUGAAUGCUGUAGUUUUUGAAGGAUAUGUAAUGAAAUAUACGGGGGGUGAGUCGUUUCUGUAGAAGGAUGAGUUUAUUCUACUCCAUUCUUCUGUCCCCUGGUGAAAAGUGAGAUAGGAUAUAAAGCCUUUUAACUUUCUGUUGGCACAUGUAAGCCACAGUAUAAUAAUGCACUGAUAUAAUUACCCAUCUCUUGCUUUGAGUGACACCCAAAUUCUGGCUACAGAGCAAAGAAUUAAGAUAACUUUGUAACUUGACAGAUCAAGCCAUUCCCCCUUGAUGUUCAAAGUCUUGUUAAUAGGAAAUAUAUCUACAUGUACACUUACUAAAAUGGGUAUCCAGGAAUCCCCUUGAAACUUGAAUAGAAUUCAGUCAGAUUAGCUGAUCAUCUUAGAUCACACCUCAUACUGAACAAGAGCCAUUCAGAUUUGGCUCAUUGCCACUGGGCUCCACUGAAACCACUGGUGCAGGAAUCAAAACAUAAUUUUGAAGGUACCUAUAGAUGUUAAAGGAGAAAGUGUUUGAGUUAUCUGCAGGAGUGCCAUUUUUGGCAAGAGAUUGGGGAUUCUGCUCUACACUAGGUUGGGAAUAAUAUUAGUUAUCUGUCAUGCAGCCUAUGGUGGAAACAAAUAGAUUUGUUUUCCAAAUGGGCACUGUGUGGAAGGCUACAAGGGGAAAUACUGUGUGGGUACAACACACUUAAAUGUACUAGGUGCUACAGUAGGAAGUAGAAUCCAUGUAUAGUGGUCUUUUUAUUUACUAAUCUAGUUGAAGCCAUCUAAUUGUAUUGUACCUUCAGAACCAUGGAGUGAAUAUUCAAGGACUGUUCUUGCAUCUAUGUGUCUAUGUAUGUAUGUAUGUAUGUAUAUCUUAGCUCUACUAAAUCACUUAACAAACUGCUCCUGUGCUAGUCAUACUGGGUUAUUUUUUUUUUAAUGAAAACUUCUGCCUUCAUUGUUGUCCCUUGAAGUAUUCAAUGCUUCAUUACCCACUGUGGUGAGAGUGUCUGUUGCUGUUCUGUCUCUGUCUCUGAACUCUCCUAUGGCUGCAACCCUUGCCAAAAUCUUUUUUUUUCAUAUUUUUCUGUCUUGUGAUCUUCUCUAGCAAAGCAAUCUAUCCAGUGUUUUGUGCCCUUUCAUAGUUCUGCUAGGCUUGUUUUAAUAGGAGGGAUGUAUUCCCAAAGUUUAGCCACCAAAAUAAAUGAGAAAACCUACUUGGGUACAAUUCUAACCCUUUGGCUCUCAAAUUGUUUUUCAUCUAAUGGAAGAAAAUAAUGGCUUUCAAUAACUUUAUAAUCUUAUCAGUUAUGACCCAAAAAUGUACUUGCAAGCCAGAUUAUUAUGCAUUUUAAAAAAAGAAAAAUUAGGGUUCCUGUAAACAGUAGGCAUAGUUAAGUAAUUUGACCAAAAAUCUCAUUCUUUGGGCCAGUGUAGGUAAGAUGUCAUUGAAUCACAGAACAUGAGAACUGGAAAGGACCUUAGAUAACAUCUAAUCCAGGCUUUUCAUUGUAUAGACUAAAAACUAAGAUCCCUGAAAGAUUAUAUGGCUUGUCCAAUAUCACACAAUUUCUAGUGGAAGAACUAAGACAAGAACCCAAGUCCCCACAGACCUUGUGUUCUUUCUUCUGAAUGAUAUUACUAUUGCAUGGUGUUUUAUUUUAGGCAGAUCCUACAUCCAGACCUAAAAAGUCGUUUUCCAUCUCAUUCAUUUGUAACUGAUAAUGUUGACCAGAGCAGGACACACUCCCCCCCUCUUAACAUUUGAGCACACGAGCGCGCACACACACACAUCCCAGAACUUCCUGCCAAAGAAUUCAAUAACCUCCUAUCCAUAGGCAAGGUUGCCCUUUGACCUAGAGAAUGAAAGACUUAGAACCUAAAUCCUCAUGAUAGUAAAAUGCAUAUUAGACUAGCGAUCUAGUAAGAUUACUAUAGGAUGGGAAAUGGGGCCAGUCUGGUUUAUGUAACUGCCGAAUCAUACAUGUGGACUUGUCAGUUUCAUUAAAAAUCAGCCUAGCAUGCACACCUUCAAGAUACCUAGGCCACACUAUAGAAUGCAGCUGGGCCUCGUUAAAAGCAACCCUGUAUUGCCUAUGACACUAUUUAUAUAAUAUGUAAAUUAGGGGUAAAUAUUCACUUUACAAAAAAAAGGUUUGAUAUUAGAUGCAUUUAAUUAUCAACUUUCCUUGAUUCAUUUUCAAAAUAUUCUUAGAUUUAUGACCAUCUGAUUGACAUACAACUUUUCAGGAAUGCAUCUAUUAUGUAAAAUGAAGUGUACUUUAGAAGUGAAUCACUAACUAAAUUGUAUGGUUCAAACAAACUUAAGCAGGUUCAAAGUAGGACUUAGUCUUCCUUACCAAUGGUGUCCUUUAAAACAGAUUACAUUGAUUUGAAGAGUAUUGGAACACUGCAGCAAUACAUUUGUUUGUUUUUUUUAGCUUGGGACUAGUUGUGAAGUGCUCUUAAUAUUUUUUCUGCAGUGAGCUCUGUUGAAUCACCUCUUCCUCAAAGCAUCAAAGGAAAAGCGAAAUUGGCAGGUUAAUAAGGUGUGAGAAGCAAUUCUGCGUCCUUGAUACUUCCUGGUCACCUUCACUCAGAAGACUAUAUGCUUCAAAUUGGUUUUCUUCUGAUACGGAAGUUGUGGCCAUUCUCUUAUGACUGCUCUCACCCCUUAGGCUGGUGAGGUAGGUUAUCUUUACCAGCAAUUUAUGGCAGAUUGGCUGGUAAUGUUUAUAAAACCUUAAUCCUAUUUCAUGACACUUUGAAGCAAAUACUUUUUCUAAAGAAUUGCUUCUCUUGGAUACAGUUAAGCUUUUGCAAGUUUGAAAAAUUCAAGUCACUUUUGAUUAGAUAGAUCUUUCUAAAACCUGUUUGAGACAACACCUUAGCAUCACUUAAAAUAGGAGAAUGGCAGGCAACUCUUCCAGGCUGUGUGCUUUUGUACACAUUUUCCUUAUCAGCAGGAAGUAUGUUGAAAGGAAAAGUGAGUUUCAUGUCACCAACCUAUCUGUGCCCUUUGUGGGAAAUAUGUCUGGAGCAAACUCAGUUUUUACAGAUUACCUACUCUUUCUCAUCAGUACUUGUUUACUCUGUACUCAAUUGUUUUUCCUGUGUAUUUGAUGCCUGGAUAUUGCCUUUGCUCUGUUUCUUCCCAUACAUUUAAAAAAACCCACAAAGUAGUUCUUUCUGUGAAAAUGAACAUUUAAUUUUAAAGAACCAGAUGCUUCUUACUGCUAUGAAACUGCCAGUAUCCCCUUACAAAAGCAUUUUUAAUAUAGUAAUAAAAUGGUUUUCAUGAUUUCAAAUACAGAGAAAAAUUAUUUUGGUCAGAGUAAUUCUGCCCACAGCAAGAGCUACUGAAUAUCUUGUAGUGAAAAAGGAUCAUUUGAGGGGGAGAGGGUACACAAGCAAUCAUUGCUUUUUGAAAUGCUGCCAGGGAGGCAAUGGGUAGAACCAAAAAUCAUUCCUUAAUGCAGUUUGAGUUUUACCUUGUCCUAGUUUGAUUUAUGAUUAAACUCGGCAGACAGAUUUAGAUAGAAACAUUCUCUGAAAUAACUGAUAUAUGUGCAGUUCUAAAUUCAACUCAAAUGCUUAUUUUAAGAUACUUCAGGUCUUUGGGUAAUGAUAAUUACCACUAAACAGCAUUCUUCCCUAACAUGUGUCUCCCAGAACUGUUAAUGAACCAUGGUUAUCUGUUUUAAAAGCCGACAUUCAAAAUGAUUACAAUCCCUCUAAUCAUUACAAUUUUUAUUUCACUCCAGGAAGUAAGACAAGAAGAUAUACUUAAACAAUGUUCUACCCAUGGAAAUGAACUUGUUAUUCUUAACAUAAAUGUCCAGUAAUGUGUGUGAUUUAUGUAAGUUGCUGAUAAAUCUGUGCAUGAGAGCCCUUAAAAUCACUUCUACUUUGGUUUUCUUUUUUAAAAAGAUUAAAGGAAUUUUUCUUCCCAUUCCCUCUUCUUGCUUCCAAAAAUAUUCAAACAAGUAUUUGGAAGACUUCCUUUUGGAAAAGAAAAAAGAAAGAAAUGUGUGUUGUGUCUCCUGUGAAAGUGAAUUGUCUGUCUGCCCACUGAGUACUCAAUGCUUGUAUGCAGAGUGAAGAGUCGGCCUGCCAUUCUCUGGGUUGCUGUUCUGUACAAUUACUGAUCUUCUUUUCCUGUUGCAAGCAGCACAUAUUGCACUCCUAUGCCACUAUAAUCUGCAUCACUGUUGUACUCAGAACAAAUCAAUGAAUAAAGUUUUGUGCUUUAUUCUUAAA